This is a messenger RNA of Siniperca chuatsi (mandarin fish), 4046 nucleotides long. It is a transcript of the gene suz12b, whose product is annotated as SUZ12 polycomb repressive complex 2 subunit b. The transcript is spliced from 17 exons. The coding region runs from base 293 to 2374 and encodes 693 amino acids. The record is from RefSeq and is a predicted model, not a curated record. Lineage: Eukaryota; Metazoa; Chordata; Actinopteri; Centrarchiformes; Sinipercidae. Gene Ontology annotation, cellular component: ESC/E(Z) complex; nucleus. Gene Ontology annotation, molecular function: chromatin DNA binding.
CCUCUGUUGUUCAGUACAAAUUGAAGGAAACCACACCAACAAUAAAUUACAGAUAGAUAAUCAAUAAUUUGAUCCAAAAUACUCCAACCUUCUUUCUCCGAUAUCAAACGACACUUGUGGCAUUUGAAUGCGGUGGAAGCUCAGGCGUACGGAGGUUUGUUUUCUAGUAAACCAUGCUAGCACUGCUAGGUUAGCUAACUAGCCAGCGUCUCGUCGCCUCCUCUUCAUCUUCAUGGGUUUCUGCUGUUGAGUCUGCCAGGCUUGUGCUGGAGGCAGCGAGGCUAAGAAUUUAAUGCCAUCGGCCAGGAACUCAGGUCAUAUUAUGAGUGGGGCGAGUUGCAAAGCUAACGGCGCUGUGUACCCUGCCUCAUCAGCAAUGAUGAACUCUGUGAAGAAGCCGAAGAUGGAGCAGAUUCAGGCCGACCAUGAGCUGUUCCUACAGGCCUUUGAAAAACCAACUCAGAUAUACAGAUUUCUCCGCACAAGGAACUUGAUUGCACCCAUAUUUUUGCACAGGACACUCACCUUCAUGUCUCACAGAAACGGUCGAUCAAAUGCCAGAAGGAAAACAUUCAAAGUGGAUGAUAUGUUGCAGAAGGUGGAGAAGAUGAAGGGAGAGCAGGAUUCUCCAAGUUUGUCUUCACAUCUACAGUUAACCUUCACUGGGUUCUUCCAUAAGGAUGAAAAGCCAUCUCAGAAUUCAGAAAAUGAACAAAAUUCUGUGUCCUUAGAGGUGCUACUUGUCAAAGUCUGCCAUAAAAAACGCAAGGAUGUCAGCUGCCCGGUUAAGCAAGUGCCUACAGGUAAAAAGCAGGUGCCUUUGAAUCCUGACAGUAACCUAACCAAGCCCGGCUCGUACCCUUCCUUACUGGUCUCCAGCAACGAAUUUGAGCCCAGCAACAGCCACAUGGUCAAGUCCUAUUCGCUCCUGUUCAGGGUGUCACGCACAGGGAGGAGAGAUACUAAUGGUCUGGUCAAUGGCGAGGCCAACGAGAACAUUGAUGUUACCGAUACUCCUAGCAGAAAGAAGAGAAGUUUAUCCCAUAGAGAUGAAGGAGAGACCACAGAGACCUAUGUUGCACAGAUGACUGUCUUUGAUAAGAAUAGGAGAUUGCAGCUGCUGGAUGGGGAGUACGAGGUGUCAAUGCAAGGCAUGGAGGACAGCCCUGUCAGCAAGAAGCGAGCUACAUGGGAAACCAUUCUUGAUGGAAAGAGACUACCACCAUUUGAGACAUUUUCUCAGGGACCCACAUUGCAGUUCAUGCUGCGUUGGACAGGUGAUGCUAGUGGAAAGUCCACUGCCCCCGUGGCCAAACCCCUUGCUACUCGUAACUCCGACAGCUCCAGCCCCAUGGAGACGAGGACCAGCAACCACCGAGCUGCCCUCAUGACAGUGAAAGAGUCAGUCAGCACAGACAUUCAGACGAGGAAAGAGCAGGUCCCGUGUGAGCCGCGGCAGAAGCUACGUAUAUUUUAUCAGUUCCUAUACAACAAUAACACACGGCAGCAAACAGAGGCAAGAGAUGAUCUUCACUGUCCCUGGUGUACCCUGAACUGCAGCAAACUGUACAGCCUGCUCAAACACCUCAAACUCUCCCACUCCCGCUUCAUCUUCAACUAUGUGCCUCACCCCAAAGGAGCAAGGAUAGAUGUGUCCAUCAAUGAGUGCUAUGACGGCUCUUACGUUGGCAACCCUCAGGACAUCCACAGCCAACCCGGCUUUGCUUUCAGCCGCAAUGGCCCCGUCAAGAGGACUGCUGUAACUCACAUACUGGUUUGCAGGCCCAAGAGGACCAAACCGAGCCUGUCAGAGUUCCUGGAGACUGAGGACGGAGAGCUGGAGCAGCAGAGGACCUAUGUCAGCGGACACAACCGUCUGUACUUCCACAGUGACAGCUGCAUGCCCCUGCGGCCCCAGGAGAUGGAAGAGGACAGUGAGGACGAGAGAGAUCCAGAGUGGCUCAGAGAGAAGACUGCCACGCAACUGGAUGAGUUCACAGAUGUCAAUGAGGGAGAGAAGGAAGUGAUGAAGCUGUGGAACCUGCACGUCAUGAAGCAUGGUUUCAUAGCAGACAACCAGAUGAAUCAGGCCAUCAUGCUUUUCGCGGAGAACCGUGGUGCCCACAUCAUCCGCCGCAACCUCUGCCGCAACUUCCUCCUGCAUCUAGUCAGCAUGCACGACUUCAACCUGGUGAGCACAGCCACCAUUGACCGUGCCAUGGCCCGUCUGCGACAGAUCCAAGAGGAGCUGCCAGACACUGAGGAGGCGCAGCAGGACCAGACUCUGGUAUCAGCAGGAGCCUGCAACGGCAACGCCGUCACCUCCACUGGGGGGAAACAGGGCAAGAGGACAAAAAGCGCACUAACAGACUGAUGUUGGAUGGAUGGAUGGAUGGAUGGAACAAUGAUUGUCGCGGUUUUUUUUUGGUUUUUUUUGUUUUGAUUUGGGUGUUUUUCUUCUUCAAUGAACAUUACCAACCCUUUGGUGCUUAGAUAGGUGGGAGAACUGGUCACCGGAGGAUCUGACCUGAAGCAGACCAGCAUACAAGGUAAACAAGUUUUUGGAACUUGGAAUUGAACCAAAUAUGAACUAUAUAAAAGUGAAUCACCCACAUCUACACAAACCAGGAAUUUGAGGACUGGAUGAUGUCAGUUGAACCUACUUAAUAUGCAUUUUGUAGGUGUGGCUGAAGUAUCUGUCUUUGGGUGAGAGAGUGAACAAACAAAGUCUUCUGGUGUGGCACGACUGCCUUUGGUAUGUCCUUGUUAUAGACAACUGUAUCAAGACUACAGUUAAAACUGUACUGGUAACAUUGUCACUCUUGAUUAUUUGUACACAAACAAUAACCUUGUUGAGAACUUAUCCUUUUAGCUGAUUAUUUUAGCACUUGGUGUUUGUAUUUAGAAAGCUUACCUUGAAAUUGUCUUGUUUUUUAUUCAUGCUGCGCCAAAUGUUAAAUGCAGCUUUUCCACUGACAUCAGUGGAGAAACUUUAGUGGGUUUGAUUUCACUGUUGUGAAUGACAUUUAAUUUCAAGGGUCAUACAGUUAAGAGAACAUUACAGUAAAAAAAAAAAAUCUACACUUGGCAUCAAUGUCUAGAGUAUAUAAAGCCUGUAAAGCUUGUGUUAGGACCCCAAAAUGGAUUGUGGGUUUUGCUCGUAGGUUGCCAUGACAAUAGUGUUAUACUGUAAGCCUUGGAUCCUGGACAAGAAAAUAAAUUCAAAACUCCUACUUCAUCACCCCUAAGCCUUUUGGCCUGCAUUGAUAAUAGCUCAAGGAAAGCCAGGGAACUCAACUGUUCUGAAUAUUUUACUUCCUAAGACUUACUUAAACAACCAGCAGUGCAUCACCCCAUAUGUCGUGUAGAGUGCAUAGCAUUCAAGACGUAAAAGUGAACAAUUUUCUGAUGCUUGACACCUGCAGUUUCUUUGAGGUGUGAACAUGUUGGAAUCACAAUGUUAAACAUGUUUUUGUUUUGUUUUUUAACAUGGGUUCCGAGUAUCAGUAGCUGAUUGACAGAAAUGUUUGUACAUGUAAUCACAUGAAAUGUUUAGCCGAGCCCUGUUCUGAAUCCAAUAAUUAACAGAUUGCAGUUCUUCUCUCAAAGCAAUAUGCUGUUUUAUUGGAUGGUUUGUUUCAGGUCCAAGUCAGUCUUCUGUCCUGUUAGGUGCAGUUUAUGCCAAAGGGGAAUAUUUUCAUCAGUCUCUUUAGUUCUGUAUAAUUUUUUCUUAGCGUCUUUUUCUUUUGUUCAUUCCAUGACUUUUUUUUUUUUUUUUUAAGCAGCAGUAAUGUUUUGUAGUGUGCACAUAAAUCAUCACCAUUCAUUAUUUCAUCAGACUUCCCUUGUGAACAACCAAAUUAACAAUAUAUUUUCCUCCCUCCAGUAUGCAUGGAGGGUUUAUGUAUUCAUCUGGGGGAAAAGGAGACAUAUUCACCAUUAUUGUCAGAACACCCUGUUUAAAAAAAAAAAAAUAAUAAUUGUGAACUGUACACUCUGGCUAAGGGGAUUUUUAUAUUUAAAGAAAUAAAAUACAUUUGACCUUA